Messenger RNA from Gorilla gorilla gorilla (western lowland gorilla), 1156 nucleotides. It is a transcript of the gene LCN2, whose product is annotated as lipocalin 2. The transcript is spliced from 9 exons. NCBI's taxonomy places the organism in Eukaryota, Metazoa, Chordata, Mammalia, Primates, Hominidae. Gene Ontology annotation, molecular function: small molecule binding. The coding region runs from base 365 to 1006 and encodes 213 amino acids. The record is from RefSeq and is a predicted model, not a curated record.
CUGCAAAGUUUGGGAUCCACACUCUACAAAACCCCACAGCUCCUAAGAAUUCUCUCACCUGCCUUCUGCCCUUAGGCUCCGGUGGAUUGCAAAUGACCUGCUCUCUUUCGGAUCCCAGGCUGCAUUCUGAACCCUGUCGGAUAGUAAAUCCCAAGUAAGGUACCUGCCCUCGGUAGAUCUGAGCUCUCUUCUUGGACACCUAAUACCCACAGUCCUCCAGGUGUGGUACCCGGCUCCUAGAAGCCUAGCCAGUCACCUCCUGCCCAGCCUUCAAACACGUCAGAGGGUUAACCAUUCAUGGCCACGCUGAACACUACUCACAAGAUCCGGAAACCAGAAUGGGGAGUCAGACUGGAUUCCUGAGAUGCCCAGCAGCCACCACAGCGCCUGCUUCCUCGGCCCUGAAAUCAUGCCCCUAGGUCUCCUGUGGCUGGGCCUAGCCCUGUUGGGGGCUCUGCAUGCCCAGGCCCAGGACUCCACCUCAGACCUGAUCCCAGCCCCACCUCUGAGCAAGGUCCCUCUGCAGCAGAACUUCCAGGACAACCAGUUCCAGGGGAAGUGGUAUGUGGUAGGCCUGGCAGGGAAUGCAAUUCUCAGAGAAGACAAAGACCCGCAAAAGAUGUAUGCCACCAUCUAUGAGCUGAAAGAAGACAAGAGCUACAACGUCACCUCCGUCCUGUUUAGGAAAAAGAAGUGUGACUACUGGAUCAGGACUUUUGUUCCAGGUUCCCAGCCUGGCGAGUUCACACUGGGCAACAUUAAGAGUUACCCUGGAUUAACGAGUUACCUCGUCCGAGUGGUGAGCACCAACUACAACCAGCAUGCUAUGGUGUUCUUCAAGAAAGUUUCUCAAAACAGGGAGUACUUCAAGAUCACCCUCUACGGGAGAACCAAGGAGCUGACUUCGGAACUAAAGGAGAACUUCAUCCGCUUCUCCAAAUCUCUGGGCCUCCCUGAAAACCACAUCGUCUUCCCUGUCCCAAUCGACCAGUGUAUCGACGGCUGAGUGCACAGGUGCCGCCAGCUGCUGCACCAGCCCGAACACCAUUGAGGGAGCUGGGAGACCCUCCCCACAGUGCCACCCACGCAGCUGCUCCCCAGGCCACCCCGCUGAUGGAGUCCCACCUUGUCUGCUAAAUAAACAUGUGCCCUCAGG